Molecule: messenger RNA, 2156 nt
Organism: Oncorhynchus masou masou (cherry salmon)
Lineage: Eukaryota; Metazoa; Chordata; Actinopteri; Salmoniformes; Salmonidae
Exons: 6
Coding region: 223-1896 (557 amino acids)
Source: RefSeq, a predicted model, not a curated record
GCGAAAACGGAAGUAAACAAUGACCAAGAAGCACUUCCACGUCAGCGUUUUUAUUGUUAUUUUAGACGUUUAUUAACACGAGGGAACUCAAAAUAUGACUAAUUUAACUGCACAGCAUCACAUACUUACCCGAUGUUGUAUUUAAUUCGCGUUGGUUUAAGGACUUGGUUGAUAGACGUUAUAUAGGUAACGCUAGCCAGCUAACGUUAGCUAAAAGUAACAAUGGCUAACUGUAUGGUUUUUCACUCUCAAAUAGCCUCCAUCAUGGAGGUGCUAGCGAAUUCAGCCGUGGCAGAUAUCUGUAAACUCGUAGACGACGACUAUGCAGUGUUUCGUUUGGAAAUAACUCAAAGCCAGAAAGAAAACAGGGCAUUGCGGAGGAAACUUCAGCUAAUGGAACUGAAGAUGGCACGGGAGCGCGCAGAAAGGACAAUCCGAGAGCGCGCCCUCGCCAGUCGUCCCAGUAGUGUCAAGAUCCUCGAUCGAUACAGAGGAAUGGCAAGAGGUGAAGGACAUCUCACUGGAGGCCACAGGAGCUUUGCGAAGCCAGCGGGACACAACGCGUGGAGAGAUGACCAACCCAUAUCUAUAGAUGAGGAGAGUGGAACCUCAACCCAGCAUGUUAUUGUGAUAGAGGAGGAGGAGAGUCCAGAGGCGCUGCUGGUGAAGGAGGAGGGGUGUGAGGAGGGUCUGGGGAACCCUGAGGGGACCAUGGUCAUGGAGGACAACCAGACAACACCUCCUCCUGAACCCACAGAGGAACCAGCUGAGCAGCACAGGACCACACACAGUCUCGCUGAGUCAGUAGACAUGGAGGAUGGGAAGCCUGAUCUGCUGCAGGUCAAAGAGGAGGCAUUAGAAGACGGACCAGAGAGCAUUGAUCUGCUGAGUGGAAUAAAGAUGGGGGAGCAAGGUGGUUGGUUGGAGGAUGACAGAGGAGACUGGGCGGCCAUCUUGGAUUCCCAGACCCAGACAGGUGCCGCCAAGGGCCCGCGGGACAACAUAGUGGAGUCUGCAGUCCAUGAGGACCUGCUGAUAUCCAGUGUUGCUGGCGGGAGAGACUGGACCUCUGAAGCGGCAUGUCACAAAACCUGGCCCCUGAUCAGGAUCCUGGAUCAGGAGCCGUCGCUCUUCCUCCCCGAGUCAGAACCGGAACCGAACCGCCAGUGGACAGGUGGACUGAACAACCUCAGUCCUGGUGGUCAUCAGAGAGACGGAGGCUCCAGUCAGGGAUCCAGUCUGCAGCCCAGACCCUUCUCUUCACAGUCUCAGUGCAGGGAUGAAGCAGGGCCUGGGGCUGAUAGAGAUAGACCCUCCUGUUCCUAUGAUAAAAACACCACAGUAUCCAUGAUGAACAGAGCAGGUCACCCUGGGCUUCAGCCUUCACAGAGAGUGGUGGGAGACCCCCCUGGUGGUAGUCUAUCAGCAAGUUUGUCUUCUCCUUCAGGGUCUUGUCUAAUGCCGAGUGACUGGGUUCAUAGAAAUCCUGGGCCUGGGUCUAGCCUUCCUCAGUUACCUCAUGGUUACCCCACCAAUACAGACCGGGUCAGGAUGGGCAUUCACCACGAGAAGUAUUUAGCCUAUAACAUAGCACACAAUCCCAGCAACACCCAAACAAUGGCAAGUGGUCAAGGAGGGAGCUCAAAAACUCCUGCUUCUACCUCCUCUGGUGCCAUUGGGUCACAACGUGGGAGGCCGAAUAUUAGGACUGACUGCGACAAGCCGUACAGCUGCGCCACAUGUGGGAAGCACUUUACUAGGGCAAACUAUUUGAAGGAGCAUCAGACCGUUCACACCAAGGAGAGGCCUUUCAAGUGCAAACUAUGUUACAAGAGCUUCCCCUUCCGGAGUAACCUCAUCAGACAUAGGAGUGUCCACAAUGGGGAGAAAUCAUAGCAGUGUGGCUUGAGAUGUACACAGGUGUUGUCAGGAAACCAUUCUUUAGCUGACAUAGUUAUAUUGUGAAGUGUCUUGGGGUAAGAGGGUAAUUAACCACAUACCCCUUAUUAACUCUUUGUUAACUUGUCAUUUGAAACAGGCUUGCGUAAAUACCUGUUUUUAGAGAGACCAUAAACCUAGGCUAAAACAAGAACAGUUGAAAAUGUACCUUGCUGAGGUGAUGAUGGAAUAAAGUUGUUCUAUGACUUUCUACUCUA